Messenger RNA from Penicillium coprophilum, 1494 nucleotides. RefSeq lists its product as uncharacterized. NCBI's taxonomy places the organism in Eukaryota, Fungi, Ascomycota, Eurotiomycetes, Eurotiales, Aspergillaceae. The coding region runs from base 1 to 1494 and encodes 497 amino acids. The transcript has 2 exons. The record is from RefSeq and is a predicted model, not a curated record.
AUGACAUCCUGGCCAGGGGCACGGAGCCGUGUAUCGCAACCGCCGUCCACGGCAGACUGCUAUACCAACACUAAAAGUGAAGUCUGCCUUCCCAACAUUUCAUUUGCUCCAACUUCACGGCUAGAAGAGUUACAAAGAGACGCUCGAGCAUCGAGCCCCACAGCAUCAGAAACCUUGCAACCAUUGUUGCCACUUCCUUCAGGUGGUUUUGCUCCAAUAACGACAUCAACAGCGCCAAUCAUCGGUCAUACCGGACCAGAUAUGGUAGAUGACGGGAACGAAGCCACCAAAGACGACCGCUGGUCACCACAAAAUCUCCAACAAUGGAACGAAUAUGAUGCUUUCACCGAGUCAUCCGUAACAUCCUUCCCGGUUCAGUAUCCCCCCGAAAUAGAUGAACAAGCCAACUGGUAUCGCAUACCUGCGCCGCCCCCUGAAUCAGCCCGUGAGACCAGUGCCAAAGUGGCAAACCUUAUAGGAGAAAUAUUAAGUAUACAUGAAGAUGUGUCAGCCAAGCGCUAUCGGAUCCGGGAAAUGCGGCAUAUGCUUCGACAGAAACGUGAUGAGGAAGAUGAUGUGCGGGCUGCACUACGGAAUAGUUUGAAUCUCAUAACUGCCGAACACGUACAUGAGGAUCUUGCUGCUAUCAAUGAUACCAUCAAUAACCUCCAGGUCGUGACAGCGGCCUAUUUCAUCCUUGAAAAUGAGUACCAUAGACAGGAAGAGGAACUGUCGCAGCUGGAGUCCGACUACAAUAAACACUUAAAAACAUUGCAAAUCAUCUUCAAAAAUCAAGGCAGUUCGUUGGCACACUUCCAACCCAUCCACUCAGACUCCGAGUCUUCCUCGACCAACUACGCCUCGGAAUAUGAUGACCAUAUAUUGCCCCCGGUGGCUGAUUAUCCCUCCGUGGUUGACAAGGCGCGCAUACUCACGGAACGCCUAUCGGAACUAGAGACAGAAUACCUGGUCUUAGUUGACCAACGCGAGCUCCGUGAGCGAGUCGGCAUCCCACUCGAUAGCGCAGCCCUCAACUUCCUCCUUCGCUAUCAAGAUGAAAAAAAUAAACUCGAGACUGAGCUUAAAGUAGCCCGCCGGAACAUGGAGUCGCACCCGGAACAUGCCAACUGCUCUGCGGGGGUCGCAGAAGAGGAAGAUAGAGAACAGGAGGUGAUACAGCAUUUCAUGCCUGAACUCCCAGAAAGCCAGACGUACAAUGAUCCGCUACACUCCUCAGAAUUUGAGGAUUCUUCACCUUUCUUUGCGUCCGCUCAUCCAUACCCUAUCAACAAAGGUACUUUUGUGAAUCGAUGGCUUCUUCAUCGGUUGCGGCACUCAAGAUUUGAGAUUAUGCGAUUUAAGUCCGCACCUGAACUAAUAGAUCUGAACAGCAAAGGCUGGGGGUCAGACAAUAUUAGCAAAAUGGCAAUGAUGCUUUGGUUUCAGGAUGGUGCGGCGAGCGUGGAGCACAUCAGGAGUCAAUCAGCGAGGUAG